UUCCCAUUUCCUUUUCUUUUUCAUAUUUAUCUAUACCCGAUAUGUCUCUCACUAAACCUGACAAGGAUGUUGAAACUUAUUCUGGUAUUCGUUUAAGGAAACGAUAUAUGAAAACAACAGAUCUUGAUAAUAAAUUGGCGACUCUCGACUAUAUUGCUUGUAACCAUCUCUCUUCUCGUAUCAAACCAUCGAUCUAUGUAGAGAUCAAAAAACCCAAGGAUUGGGCUACCAUUGGGAUUGUAGAAAGGUCUAUCAAGACAGAUAAUGCCAUGUUAGUGCUACGACUCACUGAUCUACGAAAUUGUUACAUUGAUCUUUUUCUUUUGGGCAAAGCUAAUGAAAGAUACAAGGAUUUGGUCAAAGUGGGAACAGUAUUAGGUGUGACGAAGCCAACAGUUCUAUCGUCUGAAGACGCGGUGGGUUUACAAGUUAAUCAUCUUCAACAAAUAUGGCAUAUUGGUGAAAGUCUGGAUAUGGGACGAUGCGAAGCUUAUAUACAACCUCCUAAACGAUGUUCAGCUACGAUUGAUCGACGAUCUGGUGUUUUUUGUGAUCUCCACAUUACUAGUAUUUGUAAUUUAUCCAAGAACGGUCGUAUGGAAUUAGCAUCAGGGGAUAGCGGAAUAGAUAUUCGAUGGGCAUCUACUGUUCAAUCUAAAGAAGGUCAAACGCAUUACAAGGAUGUAUCUGGUAGUUUAUAUUCAAAAAUAAAGAAAAAAGAACAUAUUUACACUAUUAAAGAUAUUCGAAUGACUUCUGAUGGCAAACAAGUCAACAAGAAACCUGUGAUAGAUAAACAAAAAAUAGCAAAUGAGAAAGAAUCAUGGACGAAAUUCUUAAAAGGACACAAUGACCCUGGAGCUAUGAAUAUACGCAAGAUUAUUGGAAUUCAAGAUGAUCAACCUUCUACUGCUCUAUCAAAAGAAGCUCUUCUCAAAGUACACAAUACUACAAUAUUAGAUGUGAAAGAAAAAGCAUCCAAGAAACGAUCAAUAGAUCAAAUAUUGGAACUAGAACAAAGAAGGAAGAACAAGAACAAAAAACAAGAUGAUAAACAAGUGUACAUAGAUCUUUGAUAUAUUUGUUCAAUAAAUUAUUAUUUUUUUACAUAUCUC
Molecule: messenger RNA, 1115 nt
Organism: Halteromyces radiatus
Lineage: Eukaryota; Fungi; Mucoromycota; Mucoromycetes; Mucorales; Cunninghamellaceae
Exons: 8
Coding region: 42-1076 (344 amino acids)
Biological process (GO): DNA replication initiation; DNA replication
Cellular component (GO): nucleus; replication fork protection complex
Molecular function (GO): NAD+ poly-ADP-ribosyltransferase activity; DNA replication origin binding; single-stranded DNA binding
Source: RefSeq, a predicted model, not a curated record